ACAAUUUGAUCGAAAAAGUCAAAUUGUUGUAAUAUCUUUGGGAGGGAAGGAGUAUGAUUUAGUCCUUUUACCAUGGAAAAGAAAAUUUUUUUUGUUUGCAUGUAAUCUUCUAAAGUUGUGGAAUUUUGCACGUUGUUCGAAGAGAGAAGGGAGUAAAGGAGUCAUCUUUGGUCUGAACUAGAUGGGCUUCUUCAGCCCGAGACCAGACAGAAUUUAUGGAAGAAAAAUUGGGCCAUAUGCACAAAAAAAAAAAAAAAAGAGUUCCUUGCCUGCCUACCAUCAAUAACCCACCAGCAGCUAAUGGAGCAAAGGAUAAACAUGAUGAAUAAGAAGGAAAAUUAUUGAGGUAAAAGAAAGACAAAUUUAUAUCACAAUAAAUAAUGAUAAGAUGGUAAAUAAUCAUAUCAUCCCUACCACAUGUGAAAUACCAUACGGAGAGUAAUUAUACGACUAAUAAGUUCCAAAUCUAACUACUGUAAAUAUGAAUCAUAAAAAUUCUUGAAAACAAAAAUAAAAUAAAUACAAAAAAAUGCAGUAAAAUCAGAAAACUCAACACAUCAAUGCGGCGGCAGCGAAAAGAGCGGAGCCGACAGAUCCGAUGAGGGCAACUCUGUUCACGGCGGAGGCGCUGGUAGCAGAAUCAGGGGCGCCAAUGGGAGCUCCAACCGGAGACUGCGAGCUGGAGACAGGGGAGGUUGCCGGUGCAGUGGGAGCCGGCGGGGAGGUCAUUGGCGAUUCAGAAGCAGGCAGCGGAGGGCUAGAUGUCGGAGGCACAACUGGCGAACCUGAAGAAGCAGUGGGGGACGAAGCCGGCGGCAAGACUGGGAGAGUGGGAGCCGCAACAGGUGAGAUAGUAGAGGCGGCGGGGGUCGAAGCCGGAGGCAAGACCGCGAGAGUCGGAGCCGCAACAGGCGAAUUGGUGGCGACGGGGGUUGAAGCGGACGGGGAGACCGUCGGAGCCGCAACAGGCGAACUGGUGGCGACGGGGGUGGAAGCGGACGGCGACACCGCGAGAGAGGGACCGGGAGCCGAAACAACAGGGGAGGCCGCGGGGGUUGUUGGAGCCGAAACAGGUGAAUUUGUGGGGGCCGCGGGGGUAAGAGCCGCCGGAGAAGCUAAUGGUGAGGCUGAAGGGGCGAGAGUUGGAGCCGGGACCACAGCUGCCGGGACUCCGACGGACACCGGAGCGGCUAAAGGAGACUGAGCCAUGAUGGAUCUAAGGAGCAAGGAGAAGAGGAGAGCCGAAAUCAUUGUAAACUGAGCCAUAUCUAUCCCAGCAAACAAAUAUACAGAUUCAAAUUGAAUGAAAAUCGAAACUGGAUCUGGGGUUUUGGAGCGGUGAGAAGGGGGAGAAGGAGGCGUGAGUUUAUUAUAUAGG
Molecule: messenger RNA, 1378 nt
Organism: Cuscuta campestris
Lineage: Eukaryota; Viridiplantae; Streptophyta; Magnoliopsida; Solanales; Convolvulaceae
Source: the annotation of a GenBank genome assembly